GUGAACGUAGCAUAGUUGAACGCGACGGAGAGGAGAGGAAAGAAAGGGGGCAAGGAAAGGACCUGUAAUAAAUUCAGCCUCGUACUCUUGGCGCCAAUCCGAUUUAAAGAGAACAAAAACAGCAUUUUUUUUUUCAUUGAUGUUUUAACCAAAUGUUCGCCUAAGUGCUGGUUCUCCCGCAGCCAUCAGUCGGUGCUACAUCCAGCUAGCCUCGUUAGCGCACAUUCAUUGUCAUAUUAAUCUGGCCCCUUCUCUGUGGUGACGAGACUAAUAACUCAACAACAGCACAGCACGCGGACAAUAGGUGUGUUUCUCUCUCCGGGGGAUCGAUACCAAACAGCUGCAAAAUGGGGAGGAAGUCCAACAGAGCAAAGGAGAAGAAGGCCCGGCGUCAGGAAGAGAGGGCAGCCAUGGAUGCCGUCUGUGCCAAGGUGGAAGCAGCCAAUAAGCUCGAUGACCCACUGGCUGCCUUCCCAGCCUUCAAAAAGUACGACAGAAAUGGGCUGAACCUGCAGAUAGAGUGUAAAAGAGUGACCUCCCUCAACCCGCUGUCUGUGGAGUGGGCCUUCGAGCUCACCAGAGCCAACAUGCAAACACUGUAUGAGCAGAGCGAGUGGGGGUGGAAGGAGAGGGAAAAGAGGGAGGAGAUGAACGACGAGAGGGCGUGGUACCUACUGGCCCGCGACGGAGACUCCGCCCCCGUGGCCUUCUCUCACUUCCGAUUCGACGUGGAGUGUGGGGAGGAGGUUUUAUAUUGCUAUGAGGUACAGUUAGAGAGCAGAGUGCGGAGGAAAGGACUUGGAAAGUUCCUCAUCCAGAUUCUACAGCUCAUCGCUAACAGUACGCAGAUGAAGAAAGUGAUGUUGACAGUUUUCAAACACAACCACGGGGCUUACCAGUUCUUCAGAGAAGCUUUACAGUUUGAGAUCGACGAGACUUCGCCGAGCAUGUCCGGCUGCUGCGGCGACGACUGCUCCUACGAGAUCCUCAGCCGGCGGACCAAACACGGCGAGGCCUCGGCGGGACACACCCACGGGGGUGGCCACUGCGGGGGCUGCUGCCACUGAUCCGCUCCGGCUCCACCCUUUUUAUGAUUGGUUAAAAAGCCAGCAACUUUCGUGGCUGUGUGUGAAAGCUUGAGCUGCCUGCUACUCCGCAAGCGUUUUGAGUUUGCCCUCCCCCCGGCUGUAGAGUGCCGUUUAAAAGUGAACCCACGGCGGAAUACCUGGCAACAGGUAUUGGUGUCGCAUUAUGGAUUUGUGUGUGUGUGUGUGUGUGUGUGUGUGUGUGUGUGUGUGUGUGUGUGUGUGUGUGUGUGUGUGUGUGUGUGUGUGGGUGGUCCUGCUCCAAAAAGCAGUGUGAGCUUUCACACAUGGCUCCUGUUCUUUCUUCCUUAUUGGUUCAAUGUCCAAGCCUUCAUUCUCUUAUCCCAGUUACUGACGACAAUUAGUAGUUCCCAGUCAAGAAAAAGCAAAGUCAUGGCUGACAUUCUUUACCACGACAAUGAGCCUGGUCUCCUAACGGGCCGUGUGCUGUAUUCAAUCACCCUGCAGCGCUUCUUAAACUGUGGCUCGGGACCCGGCCUGAGGCUGUAUUAUAGAAACUCACUACCUCAAGUCAAGGCGUCGCCGUACAUUUUUCUAAAUAAAUCACGCCCUCGUUCAAGUUCCCAUCACAUAAGAAGAUGUAGUCGGUUUCUGUUAUACAGCCCCGGAUUUCUUUUGGGGGGCCCCCCCACACUGAGACUACCAGCUUGUGUCACUGAACCAGGGUCCCACGAUUAGGCCUAAAGUACUCACAUCUGGGUCCCAGAAAACAGUCAAACCCUGCUGUACCGUGAUACCACCUGUUGUAUCCAAAUAUGGCCUGUAAGUGGUUUUGUAACAAGUGAAGUGCAGCUAGCAGCAAACUCCACAUCGGCCCAUUCUUAAAAUCUGCUGCUGUCAACUUAAUCCCAGUCGGACUCUCUUGCUCAUUCAGAUGUUCCCUCAGUUCAUUUCUGAAUCAGAGUUGCAUGUCAUUGUUUCCACGCUGACAGAUUCGCCCUCGCCAUAACGUGUGUUCACAUCUGUAAUAUAGCAUCCUCCCAGUCCGUUGCUUUCUCCUCUUCUUUCUGCCUCCGUGUCCUCGAGGUCCCGGUCGAUGACUGCGGACCCGUUCAUGUUGCUCUCAUCUUCAGUCCCCCACCCCCCCAUUGUACAAUUGCAUCACUCCCGCUCGCCUCUCCGUUCGCUUCCUUUCCAAGAGGUACUAAUGAUAAACAAGUUGAUGUUGACGCUACCUUUUUUUAGCUGUAUUUAAAAAAUACUACAGAACCAUCCUCCAUCCCUUCUCUUACAUAGUCUGUUAGCAUGAGCGAAUCAUAUUGAUUUAACAUGGAUGAGGAUCGGUAGAAGUCACCGUUUCAUUAUGUGGCCGCCUGAGGCUGAUGAAUGCUUUUAGCUUCGGAGGAGGGAACACAGAUCGGAUGGAUGGAUGAUGGAAGUGAUUGCAGAGCACCGAAAGUGUUUUUUUUUUUUUGUUUUGUUUUUAAAUGGUCGUUAUUCCUCUUCUUCUCAUUAGCACCCGUUUUGCGGCCCCACUGUCAUUAGAUUGUAUGACAAAGUUUAGAAGUGUUAACACAAAACUCGUAGUCUAGAUCAUGAUCAACAGCGCUGUUUUGAACAAGUGUCCCAUAAUUCAGUGCAUGUUAGAAAUAUGUGAUGAGGGAGCUGUGUGAAAUUUGAAAGUGAGUGCUGACAUUCGGUAUUCCUUAAAGUCCGUACGAUAAGAUUUGUACCGUACACGUGGAACAUGGUUCCUGUUCCACUUUGGAUUUUAGAUGCCACAUUGCCGUCGAUCUGUUUAAUUCCAUGUCUGUUUACAAAACCUUCAGGGUAUUUUUGGACAGUUUCGCGUGCUGGUCUCCCGGAUAAGAAGCCCCGUCUAGAAACCACCAUCAAACCCUUCUUGAUUCCAGGAUUGUAGUCGGUUUGUACAGAUUGUCCUUGUGGGCUGGAGAUGUAAAAUAAUAUCACUUUACCUUUCUGCUGUGGAUGUAAAGGUUCCUCCAUGUCGUGUGGCUGUGAAGGGCUUUAAUUGGUGCGUUUUGAAACGUUUGUUCUUUUUUUUAACGGUCAUAUCGAGGCUCAACUUGAGGUUUGUCUCAGACGAAAGUAUGUGAAGCAGGGCAGACUGAAAUAUGAAGUCGACGGACUCUUUCUUGCACCUAGAUACAGAAAUACUCCGUGUUACAAAAGAUCAAAAUGUUAUGUAUCACCAAAAACAAAAAAAAAUGAAUUUUGGAUGACAAAUCCAGAUCGUGGGGUGAAAGUUUGUGGUUGCUUCUAGACUGGGUAGAGACUUAUAAAGUAUUCAGCACCUCAAGACCACAUGUUGGUGUCUCAUGCUUGUUUGAUCAUGAACAACAAAAUAGUGCUUGUUUUAGUCCUAGACUACCUUCUGAUAAGUACAGUAAGUCUUUUUUUUGUACUGCAUAGGUUACAAUACAAAGGGGAUGUUGUACAUAGUGGUAGUAUAUCAACCGACUGACAGUCUCUCUCUCUCUCUCUCUCUCAGGUUAAUCAAACGUAAUCAAACCUCAUCUGUUUUAUUUAACAGCCAUGUCAGCUGGAUUAGAUUGGCCCCAGCUCUGACCUAGAGUCAGUUUUUUUGUUUGUGUGUCAUGCCGUAGUAUUUUUACGAUGUGUUACAGUAAAAAGGAAGAAGCUCCUCUGUCUUGGAAAUGUGAAAGUGAAUGACACAAAGUUUGAACUGACCCUAGAUCAGUGCGCAGUGUUUACAUUAAAUCCAGAUAGGUGGGCUGUCUUUAAAAUAAAAAAAAAAGGCUCACUGGAAGUAAAAAUCAGUUUGUGAAAAAAUCUUAAGUUUAAAAAUGAGCCUAAACUCAACCAGCUUAUUUUAAGUCAGUGAGUGCUUUUAUUUUGGAAAAUGGUUACAAACCCUCACAAAAUCACUGAUCCUUCUCUUGGUCCUUUCUCUGUGUAUGUAUGUGUGUGUGUGUGUGUGUGUGUGUGUGUGUGUGUGUGUGUGUAUAUAUAAGCUGUUGUGGAUCCAUCUUCAUUUUCAUUUCUUGGCCUUUUACAGGUGAAACACUUUUUAAACAUGUUGUUGAAAGUGAAGCUCCAUGUUUGAGAGUGAGUGUUACAGUCCUGUCCAUGAACGACAAUGAAAGGGAAAACUAAGUCAUUCUGCCUUGUCAGUGUUUUAUUUGUAUGUUACAAAUAAAGGAAAGUUGUUUGACUUUUCAAGAGAU
Messenger RNA from Anarrhichthys ocellatus (wolf-eel), 4255 nucleotides. RefSeq names its product N-alpha-acetyltransferase 40, NatD catalytic subunit (gene naa40). Gene Ontology annotation, cellular component: nucleus. NCBI's taxonomy places the organism in Eukaryota, Metazoa, Chordata, Actinopteri, Perciformes, Anarhichadidae. The record is from RefSeq and is a predicted model, not a curated record. Gene Ontology annotation, molecular function: histone H2A acetyltransferase activity; histone H4 acetyltransferase activity; protein N-terminal-serine acetyltransferase activity. The transcript is spliced from 8 exons. Bases 348 to 1067 code for a protein of 239 amino acids.